UCAAAAUCUGAAGUUUCUCUCUCUAACCCUAAAAUCUCAAAAUCGUUCAGAUUUCAAUUGCUGGAAUCAUUCAAACCCUAAACCUCGAUUGAAUCGUUGGAAUCGCUCAAAUUUCAAAAUUGAUUUGAAUCGCUUAAGCAUCAAUGUUCAAUCGUUUGAAUCGUUCAAACCCUAAACCUCGAUUGAAUCGUUGGAAUCACUCAAAUCUCAAAAUCGGUUUGAAUCGCUUAAGCAUCAAUGUUCAAUCGUUUGAAUCGUUCAAACCCUAAACCUCAUUUGAAUCGUUAGAAUCGCCCAAAUCUCAAAAUCGGUUUGAAUCGCUUCAGCAUCAAUGUUCAAUCGUUUGAAUCGUUCAAACCCUAAACCUCAUUUGAAUCGUUGGAAUCGGUCGAAUCUCAAAAUCAAUUUGAAUUGCUUCAGCAUCAAUGUUCAAUUUCAGAUUCGAACUCACUACACAAUAUCUCUUCACAUGUACAUUGAUAUCAAAUUUCAAAUUGUUAAUAGUUGCAGAAGAUUUAGACACUGCACCAUUCUGUAUCUCAUUUCAGGGUUUCACUUUCAACAAUAAUAGAGUGGAAGAAUGGAGGAGAAGACUAAGAUGGAAGUCCCAAGAGUCAAACACGGUGUCUUUGUUAGGAUUUGGAUGUGAAGGUUUAUCUGGAUGUAUGUUCAACGAGGUUAAUGACCAAGGGCAUAUUGUCAUCAUCCUCAAGGUUUGUAUGCUACAAACAAGGCUGGCUGCUAUUGAAUGCAUGACUCAUGAUGUCAUUCGGGACCUUCUUGGUGUAAAAUUGGACAUUACCAACUAUGCAAAUUUGAUAGACCAAAACCAAAUUGUGAAAUUAGUGGAGGAAGCCCAUCAAUAAAGAGAAGAUUUCUCUGCAUAGGAAAAAGAGAAUCUAAACCUUAGACAAUAUAUUAAUGGUCUCAUUGAAACAAGAGAGCUGCAUAUCGGACCCGAAAUCUAAAGAGGGAGAUAUGCUCGCCUCUCAAACAGCAGUGCAACAACUCCGAGAGCGAGAUCAGAUACUUUCUACACAGAAUGAAAUGUUUAAGGUAGGAUUGUGAUCCGUUUUAGUAGUAAAUCAUUAGUGGACGAAGUCGUGACAAGGUAUUUUGAAGUUGUUCAAUCUGAUUUAGUACUGAUUUAGAAUGUUUUGUUUAUCAAAAUUAUCAAGUGUAGAAGGUUUGGCUACUGCAUUUUAAGGUUUUUGAUUUAGUUAAACUAAUAGAACUGUACUAUACCGGUAGUCAUGAGAUGGACAUUAUUGGCCCUGUUAGUGACACUCUGUCCAUAAGCCUUUCAAAGUGUGUUAAGUCUACUGACCAUGAGGUAAUUGUUGAAAACAUAUGAGGAUUGUUAAGAAUCUGUAUAAGAUACAUGUCGGAUAACAAUACCUUUCCAUUAAUUAGGAUGUAAUCUUUCAUAGGCUAAAUGUCAUUGAACUCACAACCUGACAUAGUGUUUGUAUUUGAAUGUUAUACGGAAAGAAGAUAACUCUUUCAGGCGGCAAGAGAAUUCCUUCCUAUAAUCGAUGAGGUUUUUAAAACCCUCAUUGAUCAAAUCUCGUGCGUUCUUUGUUUCCAUUCUUGUAUUAUGAAAUACCAUGACUUUAUGAUCAUAUUCUUCAUGGGAUUUAUCCUUGUUUUUUAGGUAGAUCAAAAGAAGAAAGGAGGUUCCAAAAUCACUGGAGAAGUCAAGACUAGAUCAUCAGAAAGAGAAUGUCAUGUUAUUUCUUCUUUAGAUGUUGAUUAAUCAAAUGGAAUGAAAAGUAUGAAUUGUGUUUUUUUUUAGAAAGAUUCAAUUUGAAUUUUCUUAUAAACUAUUAAUACUAUGCACAUAUUGGAUGUUGGAUUUAUGAUAAUUAAAAAAUUAUGGAUAUAAA
This is a messenger RNA of Vicia villosa (hairy vetch), 1886 nucleotides long. RefSeq names its product kinesin-like protein KIN-12E. Lineage: Eukaryota; Viridiplantae; Streptophyta; Magnoliopsida; Fabales; Fabaceae. The coding region runs from base 426 to 866 and encodes 146 amino acids. The transcript is spliced from 10 exons. The record is from RefSeq and is a predicted model, not a curated record.